AUGACCAUGAUUGACGGAAUUGUGCACAGGGUUGUUGCCCUGUCUGAUGUGGAACAGACAUGGCAGGUUGUCGUACCAUCGGUUCUGGUGCCGGAGGUCCUGCGUCUUCUCCAUGGAGGGCCCUUGACUGGCCAUUUGGCUGUGGAGCGGACCAUGGCCUGUGCACGCGGGGUGUGCUUCUGGCCUUGUAUGUAUUGUGACAUACGCACUUGGUGUGAGCAGUGUUAUGCCUGUCAGAGGCGCAAGGCGCCUGUGCCUCACCAUCGUGCUCCGAUGCGGACGACGUUGGCACAGCGCCCGUUUCAGCGGGUUGCGGCAGACAUAUUGGAGUUGCCGGUCACGUCGAGAGGAAACCGCUAUGUUCUGGUGGUGGAAGACUAUUUCACCAAACGUUUGGAUGCUGCCUUUCGCCAGAGUCGCAAUAACAGUGUGACUGCGAGUGACAAACAGAGGACCUUUUAUGACAACAGAGAGAGACACAGGCCUUACGAAAUUGGGGAUUUAGUGUGGCUUCAUGACCCAACUGAGAGCCGCCGUAAAUUGGCCCCACACUGGAAGGGGCCUUACAUUAUUGAGCGGAGACAGGACCGUGACGACGUGGUUGGGGUUACAUAUGUGAUUGGAAGUCCAUUUGGGGAUGAAGCCCCCAAACAGACAAUUCACUAUGAUUGA
This is a messenger RNA of Knipowitschia caucasica, 672 nucleotides long. The record is from the annotation of a GenBank genome assembly. NCBI's taxonomy places the organism in Eukaryota, Metazoa, Chordata, Actinopteri, Gobiiformes, Gobiidae.